Molecule: messenger RNA, 855 nt
Organism: Aspergillus chevalieri
Lineage: Eukaryota; Fungi; Ascomycota; Eurotiomycetes; Eurotiales; Aspergillaceae
Product: putative U-box domain protein
Exons: 2
Coding region: 1-855 (284 amino acids)
Biological process (GO): protein quality control for misfolded or incompletely synthesized proteins; positive regulation of proteolysis; protein polyubiquitination
Cellular component (GO): cytoplasm
Molecular function (GO): protein-folding chaperone binding; ubiquitin protein ligase activity
Source: RefSeq, a predicted model, not a curated record
AUGGCUUUUGAAUUAAAAGAAAAAGGUAAUCAACUCUUCAAAGAGGGCGAUUACAAUGGCGCCGAAGAUUACUUCUCCCAAGCGAUCCAAAAGAACUCCCGCGAACCAACCUUCUUCACCAACCGCGCCCUAACCCGCCUGCGCCUGGAGAAAUGGCCCGGUGUGGAACAAGACGCCCGCGCCGCCAUCGCGCUCUACGGACAGGAGAGCCCCAACCGUCUUAAAAGCAGCGGCUACCUCGUGCAAGCACUUCUCGGCCAACAGCAGCCGCAACCUGCCUACAAUGUCGCCAUUGAAGCCUACCGCGACAGUCUUUCCUCCAAGUCCCCGCAGACCGAGAACCUUUCCAAGCUCGUCCUGCGGGCUAAGCAGCAGAUCUGGGCGCUCAAGGAAACGCGACGCCUGCGCGAAAUGAAUGAUACACUUGCGACGGUGGAGGGGCUUAUCGAAGCUGAGCUACAACGCUCACUCGACGACUUGCGCGGUCAGCUGAACGCCGGGGAGAUCGGAGAGAUUGGGUUUGUGGAGGAUGAAAAGGCGCUCCGUGCGGAUGCGGAGCGGAACAUCCAGAAUACUCGCGAGGCUUUCCGGGCUGCGUCGAAAGGGGAAAUUGCUGAGCGGGUGGUACCGGAUUAUCUAGUCGAUGGGAUCUCAUUCGAGAUCAUGCAUGAUCCGGUCAUCACGCCGUCGGGGACCAGUUUUGAUCGCGUGGGGAUCGUCAAGUAUGUUGAGCAGUCUGGGACUGACCCCCUGACAAGAGUGAACAUGUCUGUUAAAGAUUUACGGCCCAAUUAUGCGCUUAAGGCGGCUUGUGAGGAGUUUCUGGAUAAGAAUGGGUGGGCGGUUGAUUGGUGA